AUGACAACAGUAGUACCCUCUCAUUUCCAGUCCCUUGGGCUUCCAAAACAGUUCCCUGUUAGAAGCUACUGCAGUCGUGCUCUUACAUGUCAAAACGCUACAAGGAUUGUUGGGUUCUGCAACACACAACGCAAGCUGUUUACGAGUCCGCAUAAGACGGGUCAUGCUCGUUUAUCCAGGCUGAUAUAUGCAGCUGGUUCAGGUUUAGAGGCAUCUAUUGCAGAUGUAGAAGGCAAUCUCAUAACAUUGAAAUCCGCCAAGAUUGUCGUAGAGUCCCAAGAAGAUAAUAAGAUACAAGUUAGAGUAGACUUGACUGGGGAUGACACAGAAAAAGUUUUUGAUAAGGUUUUGACAAACUUGGCACGCACAGCACCACCAGUUCCCGGAUUUCGCAGACAAAAAGGAGUUUCGGAAAAGGGACCUGUUAUUUUCAAUUUUGAUAUGCUUAGGAUUGUGUAUCCAUAUAUGCAAAGGUUAACUCAGCCAUUUAUUGAAUAUGCUGCAUUAGAGUGCAUGGAUGUGGGAAUUCUAAGCCGAUAG
Prunus armeniaca (apricot) is the source of this 540-nucleotide messenger RNA. The record is from the annotation of a GenBank genome assembly. Lineage: Eukaryota; Viridiplantae; Streptophyta; Magnoliopsida; Rosales; Rosaceae.